AUGUCAGAGCCCGGAAAAAUGAGUAAAUUACCGUCUCUCACGGUCUCGGAAUUCAAUAACAACUUCAUCCCAGUUGCAAUGGAAAUGAACACACCACCAACACCAAUGCACCACUUUAACACACACAACAAGGCACUUGCAAAUUUUCCUGCACCAGGAGAAGAUUUUUACGAGAGGUUCUCAGAAAGAAUGGUCAUCUCUUUCGGAAGCUUCUGGAAAGUCGAAAAGGUGUUUGACAGACACUCCAUGACGUACAAAGCAUUGAAAACAUCGACACGAUCGCCGUUGGUGAGUGUGUACCUCAAAGAAAAAACAGCCCAACAACUCUUGUACCGAACAUCGGCGUUUCUAGCGCUGUACGAUGAAAUGUAUUUUGACAAACAGACCUUUUACGCUGUCAUGCCGUUGUACACUUCCUCUGUGUUGGAAAUACUCGCAAGGCGAACUAUGGCGAAGGAAGAAAUUUUAUUUGUUGUGUGGUCUGUCUUGAUGGGUCUCAGUACAAUAAAUACUUUUGGGCUUGUUCAUGGAGACGUUAAACCAAAAAAUAUAUUAGUUGAUGACGGAGGUCGUGUGAAGCUCAGUGAUUUCAACUCCGUUCAAAACAUUGGUUCAUUUUGCGAAAUCGAAGAACUCGGAGACCCAAGGUAUUUGGCGCCGGAACUGAAAACCGGAGCAGUAACAGCCUCUUCUGAUGUGUAUAGCCUUGGAAUUUCAACAUUCGAAAUGGCAACACGACACACUUUUCCCACAAAUAUGUUCAACUUCGCGCUGGACGAUCCGCUUAUUAUUCGCGCGUUUAACGAUUGCACCCUCAAAGACCUUUAUGUUUCGUUCACAAAGGCCAACCCUCUACUUCGUCAAGUUCCAAGCGAGUUGGUGGGAUGCUCGAUUUUUUUGCCCGUCGUUUCAUUUCGGUUGUCUCCAUAA
Molecule: messenger RNA, 930 nt
Organism: Entamoeba invadens IP1
Lineage: Eukaryota; Evosea; Mastigamoebida; Endamoebidae
Exons: 2
Coding region: 1-930 (309 amino acids)
Biological process (GO): MAPK cascade; protein phosphorylation
Molecular function (GO): MAP kinase kinase activity; ATP binding
Source: RefSeq, a predicted model, not a curated record